Molecule: messenger RNA, 3993 nt
Organism: Phytophthora sojae
Lineage: Eukaryota; Oomycota; Peronosporomycetes; Peronosporales; Peronosporaceae
Exons: 3
Coding region: 1-3993 (1330 amino acids)
Biological process (GO): carbohydrate metabolic process
Molecular function (GO): UDP-glycosyltransferase activity; hexosyltransferase activity
Source: RefSeq, a predicted model, not a curated record
AUGAACAUCUGCAUCCUCAUUGUAGGCACCCGCGGCGACGUUCAACCGUUCGUGGCGAUUGCACUGCGGCUGCAAGAGGAUGGACAUCGCGUACGUCUGGCCACCCACGCGGUGUACAGAGAUUUCGUCAUGGGCCACGGCAUCGAGUUCUACCCGCUGGGAGGGGACCCGAAAGAGCUCGCUGCGUAUAUGGUCAAGACGGGAGGGCACCUCAUCCCGACGAAGAUCAAGACGAUCACUGAGCACGUGCCGCGCAACAUGCAGAUGAUCAACGAGAUCGUCUUUUCCACGUGGCCGGCGGUGUCCGAAGCAGACCCGGACGGCGGGGGUCCUGGGGUACCAGGUCAGCCAUUUAGAGCUCAAGCCAUUAUCGCCAACCCCGUAUCGUACGGACACGUGCACGUCGCCGAACGCCUUGGAGUCCCGCUCCACAUCAUGUUUCCUCAACCGUGGGUGCCCACGAUGGCGUUCCCUCACCCGCUGUCCAAUUUGGCGUACACUGGCAAAUGGCAGAAGAGAAAUUACCUGUCGUACAAACUCGUGGACAUGAUCAUGUGGCAGGGAACGGAAGGGAUCAUCAAUGAGUUCCGCACCGAAGUGCUGAAGCUGCAUCCUAUCCGCAACGGGGACUCCGGUUCUGAGUUACUCUUGGACCUGAACAUUCCUCACUCCUUCAUGUGGAGUCCCAAGCUCGUACCCAAGCCAGCAGAUUGGGGGGAUCUGUACAACGUCAUCGGUACUGUCACCCUCAAGGGUCCUGAGUCCGUGUACUCUCCAUCCCCAGAGCUCGAAGCAUUUCUUGGCAACGAUGGAGGGCCUAUCUUCGUUGGAUUCGGCUCCAUGGUCCUAGCCGACCCGCUAGCAACCACCAAGAUGAUCAUUGAAGCAGCCACACAAGCAAAUGUGCGAGUGCUGAUCCAGUCCAGCUGGAGCGACAUGGCCGGCGACCUCGAAAUCCCUAGCAACGUCUUCUUCAUCGGCAAUUGUCCGCACGACUGGCUCAUGCCCCGAGUAUCAGCUGUUGUUCACCAUGGCGGAGCGGGAACUACCGCCGCUGGCCUACUCGCUGGGAAGCCCACGUUCAUCGUCCCGUUCUUCGGAGACCAACCCUUCUGGGGGCAAGCCAUCGUGAGCGCUCGGGUGGGUGUACCGCCUUGCCCUAUUGCACAACUAACGACCGAGAUACUGUGCAAGGCCUUCGUAGAUCUCCAAAACUUAGAACUCCGGAAGCGAGCUGAAGUGCUGGGGGAACUCAUGAUGGAGGAAGAUGGAGCGGAAGAGGCUGUCCGCAGCUUUUAUCACCACAUUCCGACGCAAGAAAUGUGGUGCGACUUGGAUCACCAACGCGUUGCCACCCAGUGGAGUGUCCAGGACCGGAUCAAACUCUGCGACCGCUGUGCAUUCGUCGUCAGGGAACGUCCGGAAAACGACAAGAAAAAGUUCGUGCGCUAUCACUGCGUCGACUACUCCGCUCGUGGGCCCAGCUCUCUACUGAAGGGCGUCGCAACGGGAGCUAUUGUGUUCGCACACGAGCUGACUGGCGGCUUGACGGGUGUCCUGCUUCAGCCAGCGAAAGGACUGAUCUAUGGCGGGGUUGUCGGUGCCGUCAAGGGUGCAGUGGCGGGUGUGUACUAUUUGCUCUGGCGCCCGGUUCAUGGAGCUGUGCUCUUUGCUGACCGCGCAGUCGCUGGGAGGAAGAACGCGAAACGAGAAGAAGGCCAUCGCAAGAUGAACAGUGUGUUCGACCGCCACAUCAUGGCGGCCUUCGGGGUGCAAAACGGUUUGGCCGACACGUUUUGCCUGGCGAUGAGCCCAAAUGCAGUCGACAUCGUCAUUUUCGCGCGCAGGAAAGACCGCAAGAAGAUGCUGAGGCGGAUGAAACACUCGGUCAGGCAUCGGUACUGCGCCCGCUACGAGGCCAUCCCAGUCAUAACGCUUUAUUCCGCCAGACUCACAUCGGCUGGGACAGUCAAGAUGGCACUAGGUAUAUCAAGCGAUUCGUCGAAUGCUGUGGACUUCUCCAUCAUCGCGGAAUGGGAGGCGUACGCGUCGUACCAGCGUGGGAAAAUCGAGUACGCCGACUCAAUCACUCUAAACAACGUCAACAACAGAAGACCAAAGUCGCCGAAAUCAUCGAACUCCAAGAUUCCAGUCAUGAACGUGAGCCUUGCUGCUAUCGGUACUUGGGACAACGGUGUGAAGCAGUUCGUCGCAAUCGGCAUCAAGCUCAAGGAGCAGGGCCAUCGGGUUCGCGUUGCUGCUAACGAGAGGUUCCGAACAGAGAUUAUGGCCCGAGGUCUUGAAUUCUACCCCCUUGCUGGGGCCCCCGACAGUAUCCAAGACUUCGCAAAGUUUGUGUACGAUAGUCAAAAUGCAGCUCGAGCAGCGGUACCAGGACGCUUGGGUGCUGGUGCUAUUCAAGCGUUCAAGGAGCUCAUGUACUCGCUGUGGCCCGCUGCAUACGGAUCCGACCCGCAUGGUAGCGGCACAAAUAUUUCUGGAGUGCACUUUCGGGCGGACGCGCUGUUGUGGCAUCCGCUGCUGCUUGGUCAUGUACACGUUGCCGAACGACUUGGUAUUCCUCUCCAGUGUGCCAGCCUGGAACCCCUCUCGCCUACGUAUUAUUUCCCGCAUCCACUGAGCUCCAUCACAGGCCUCGACUCAACGAUCAUGACGCUGUGCCAAAGCAACUCGUUGACGUACGGCAUCGUUGACACUACGAUAUGGCACGGCAGUAUAGCAGAAGUUCUGACCCAGUUCCGUGCUUUCAUCGGAUUGAAGAAGCGCUGCGAUGUGCCCGACCCGCUUGUUCGGUGGGAAGUCCCACAUAUUUACCUCUGGAAUCCAGCGCUGCUACCAAAACCAUUGGACUGGGGGGCUGAACUGUCAGUUGUUGGUCAUGUGACUCUAUAUAUCAAUGCCGGGCUCAGUCGACGGAAACGCAAGAAGCGCGAGAAGGAGAUUAAACGCUUCAAGUGGUCCAGCUCACUCACCGAGUUUGCAUUCCAGACGUCCACUCCACCAGUCAUUUACUUCGGGGUCUCCACGCGGGCAAUGCCGUUUGGUGCUUUGGACGAGUUACUACAGAAAGUGGAGGCUGCUGCUUCCAGACAACAGGUUAGAAUCAUUUUCCAGACUCGAGAAGUUGGUGACAAGCAGCGAGCACUUUUCCAGUCUGCGAAUGUGCUGGAAAUCGCCAGCGAUCUGCCGUAUGCAAGACUCUUUCAAGAGGAAGCUGUGGUUGGAGUGAUCCACUGGGGAGAGCCUGAUGUCGUUGCGGAAAGUCUUUCGGCUGGCAAACCCAUCGGCAUUUGCGGUGCGCACUCGUAUCAGCGACUCAUAGCGUGCUUGUGUGAGCAAGCCCACGUCGGAUUGCCAUUGAUUGACUGGAACACGUGCACAGUGGAGACUCUGUCCGCAAACUUUCAGAACCUGCUAAGCCCAGCCUUCUAUGCCAACCUGCCCUGGGACGCGAUGCGCUGUGAUGUGGAUCCGAGUAAGCUCGCGCGAGUCUUCGACCCACGCAACAAACUCAAGUUGUCACUCCAGGCCUAUGUGGCUAUCCGCGAUAAAAUUAAGGUGUUUGUGCCGUACAAACCUCUCCGAUACGGUGGCAACCACCCUCCGACAUUCUCCAUUCACGACAAUGUCGGAGAAGCACAACGUGAUCUCAAGCCAACUCGGCAGCAUGAUGGAGUCCCGCAGGCGCUGGAGUUGCUUGAAAUCCAGGGUUACGCGCUUGGAGGCAGAUCCCUAAGCUGCUCCUCCGUGUUGUCAAACCCUGGCAGCCUUGUGGCCACUCCGGAACAGAUAGAGAUGUUCUGGAAUUCUGCGGAAGAAGAAGCCGCAGUACGCAGAGGUACCAAUGUGGCAUAUGAGCGCCUUGUCAAGAAGCUCCCUAUCAAGAGUAAACGCGAAGCAGUGAUGCGCUUCUUCGGGUUUAGAAAAGCAGCACAGCGUCGUGAAGCGGAGCAACUAACCUUAGUAGAAUAG